CUCUGUUUCUUGGGUCCCAAACAACCCCCUCCCCCGCCCCCCGGUCAAUGCACCGAAGUACAGUAGAUUAUUCCUAUUCCGGACCCGGCUCAUGCUGUCUCCUCUUUUGUUUUGUGUUCUGCUACUGUCCCAGCUUCUGCUGCUGCUUCUGCUGUUGGUGCUUCCUUUCUCGUUUUCUCCUUCUCUGUCUUCUGCCCAGUGUCCUUUCAUACUGUCAUUCUUUCCUUGACUCGCUGGUUCCCGGAGUUGGGAAGCAUUGUAUUGCUGGUAUAAAGGAACCACCCCGCUCAUUUCCCUUGUCGGUCUUUUCCGUCUUUGCUGCCACCAAGCAAUAUGUCGCAGCCCAUUAAUGAGGACCAAAUUCAGAUAGAUACCAGCAGCGACAACGACUCCCUCUUGGACGCUGCAUCAAUCGCCGGCUCAAACGAGACCGUCUCCUCGACUGUGCACGACUACUGCUACGAGAAUGGGCGGCGCUACCACGCCUACCGCAACGGCCAGUACCCGAUGCCCAACGACAAGGAAGAGCAAGACCGGCUGGCGCUGAUGCACAAGGUCUUCAAGGGGAUCACAGGCGGGGAGCUGCACCGCGCCCCGAUCCACCGAGACCCGCACCGGCUGCGCCGCGUGCUGGACGUGGGCACUGGCACGGGCGUCUGGGCGAUCGAGUUAGCCGACACCCUCCCAGCCACUGAAGUCGUGGGCACCGACCUCAGCCCGAUCCAGCCGCAAUGGGCCCCGCCUAACUGCUCGUUUUUGAUCGACGACGCUGAGAGCGACUGGGCGUUCCCGCCCGAGGAGGCCUUCGACUAUAUCCACGGCCGCUCGCUCGGGGGCUCGAUCUCGGACUGGGAGCGGUUCCUGCAGCAGGCGUACCAGCAUGUCCGGCCCGGUGGCUGGGUCGAGAUCCAGGAGUUCGAGACGCGGAUUUACUCCGAUGACGGCACGGAUCAGGAGGCAGUGUUGAUCCAUGAAUUUCAACGUCGGUUGGACGAGGCGAGUCGCCAGUUCGGGAAGCGCAUGAAUAUCGCAGGCAGUGUGAGGGGGUGGAUGCAGAGCGCGGGCUUUUGCAAUGUCACGGAUGAUACGUAUAAGUGUCCGCUGGGCGGGUGGGCGAAAGACCCUCAUUUCAAGGACCUCGGUCGCUUGGGCAAGGCCGCCUUCUUCGAUGCCGUCGAGCCGUACUCGCUUGCUUUGUUUACUCGAGAGCUGGGCUACACGUAUGAGCAGUCGCAGCAGUAUAUGCAGGACGUCCGGCAGGAACUGGUCAACGGCUCGUUUCAUAUUUAUACGCUGUUUCAUUUUGUGUAUGGGCAGAGACCUUGGGAUGGGGAUGGGGAUAACGAUGACGGUGCUGCUGAUCAUGCUGAGAAUAAUGUUGUUGUUGAUGAUGCUGAUGCUGAUGAUGAUGAUGACGAUAAAUGA
Messenger RNA from Aspergillus saccharolyticus JOP 1030-1, 1425 nucleotides. Its product is annotated as class I SAM-dependent methyltransferase. The transcript has 3 exons. NCBI's taxonomy places the organism in Eukaryota, Fungi, Ascomycota, Eurotiomycetes, Eurotiales, Aspergillaceae. The coding region runs from base 334 to 1425 and encodes 363 amino acids. Gene Ontology annotation, molecular function: methyltransferase activity. The record is from RefSeq and is a predicted model, not a curated record.